Messenger RNA from Nycticebus coucang (slow loris), 702 nucleotides. Its product is annotated as immunoglobulin iota chain-like. The record is from RefSeq and is a predicted model, not a curated record. The coding region runs from base 1 to 702 and encodes 233 amino acids. The transcript is spliced from 4 exons. Gene Ontology annotation, biological process: immune response; immunoglobulin production. Lineage: Eukaryota; Metazoa; Chordata; Mammalia; Primates; Lorisidae.
AUGGCCUGGACCCCACUCCUCCUCUUCAGCCUCCUCCUUUACUGCACAGAGUCCCUCUGCCAGCUUAUGCUGACUCAGCCGCCCUCUACAUCUGCCUCCUUGGGAGCCUCGGUCAAGCUCACCUGCACCCUGGACAGUGGGCACAGCAACUAUGGCAUUGGAUGGCAGCAGCAGCAGCCAGGGAAGGCCCCUCGGUAUAUCAUGAGGCUUAGCAAUGAUGGAGCCAGCAGCAAGGGGGACGGGAUCCCUGACCGCUUCUCAGGCUCCAGCUCCGGGGCUGACCGCUACUUAACCAUCUCCAACCUUCAGUCUGAGGACAAGGCUGAUUAUUACUGUCAGACUUCAGAUUGGGGGAUGGACUGGACCCCGGGCUCCGUCCCACCCCGCAUCCCAGGCCCUUCAUUCCCCACAGGUGACCAGGAGCUGGACGAUGGGAGGAAUAACUGUCUACUAGACAGACAGGGGUGCCUCUCCCAACCUGUGUUGACUCAGCUGCCCUCUGCAUCUGCCUCCCUGGGAACCUCAGUCAAGCUCACCUGCACCCUGAGCAGUGUGCACAGAGGCUACAGCAUUCAUUGGUAUCAGCAGCAGCCAGGGAAGACCCCUCAGUACCUGAUGUGGAUUGGCAGUACUGGAAGCUUCACCAAUGGGGACGGGAUCCCUGAUCGCUUCUCAGGCUCUGGCUUGUGGGCUGACGGCUAG